Antechinus flavipes (yellow-footed antechinus) is the source of this 4537-nucleotide messenger RNA. RefSeq names its product neurotrophin 3 (gene NTF3). The transcript is spliced from 2 exons. Lineage: Eukaryota; Metazoa; Chordata; Mammalia; Dasyuromorphia; Dasyuridae. The coding region runs from base 66 to 872 and encodes 268 amino acids. Gene Ontology annotation, molecular function: nerve growth factor receptor binding; growth factor activity. The record is from RefSeq and is a predicted model, not a curated record. Gene Ontology annotation, biological process: nerve development; neuron projection morphogenesis; cell surface receptor protein tyrosine kinase signaling pathway.
AUGAACCCUCUCGCUUCCACUUUUCUCUUCAUGUCGACUUCUCUGAAAACAUUCACACGGAUGCCAUGGUUACUCCUGCCACGAUCUUACAGGUGAACAAGGUGAUGUCCAUCUUGUUUUAUGUGAUAUUUCUCGCUUAUCUCCGUGGCAUCCAAGCUAACAACAUGGAGCAGAGGAGUGUGCCAGAAGAUUCACUAAAUUCCCUCAUCAUCAAAUUGAUCCAGGCAGACAUUUUGAAAAACAAGCUCUCCAAGCAGAUGGUAGAUGUUAAGGAAAACUACCAGAGCACCCUACCAAAAGCCUCCCAGGACCCAGAGGGGGCAGAACCCUUGAAAUCAGACUUCCAACCCAUGGUUGCAAUGGAUACAGAAUUGUUGCGCCAACAGAGACGCUACAACUCUCCCCGGGUCUUGUUGAGUGAUAGCACCCCUUUGGAACCUCCACCCUUGUAUCUUAUGGAGGAUUUUGUGGGUAACCCAGUGGUGGUGAACAGAACUUCCCGACGAAAAAGGUAUGCUGAGCACAAGAGUCAUCGUGGGGAAUAUUCUGUGUGUGACAGUGAGAGUUUGUGGGUGACAGACAAGUCAUCUGCCAUCGACAUUCGGGGACAUCAGGUAACUGUACUGGGGGAGAUCAAAACCGGCAACUCUCCUGUCAAACAGUAUUUUUAUGAAACCAGAUGUAAAGAAGCCAGACCUGUAAAAAACGGCUGCAGGGGAAUUGAUGACAAACACUGGAACUCUCAGUGCAAAACUUCGCAGACCUAUGUCCGAGCACUGACUUCAGAGAACAACAAACUUGUGGGCUGGAGAUGGAUAAGGAUAGACACAUCUUGUGUUUGUGCCUUGUCAAGGAAAAUCGGAAGAACAUAAGUUGGCAUCUCUCCCCAUAUAUAAAUUAUUACAUUAAAUUAUAUGAUAUGCAUGUAGCAUAUAAAUGUUUAUAUUGUUUUUAUAUAUUAUAAGUUGACCUUUAUUUAUUAAACUUCAGCGACUCUACAGUAUAUAAUCUUUUCUCCCCAAUAAAAUCAGUGUGCUUGUCUCCCUUCAGGCCUCUACCAUCUGUUAGACUGUGUUUUGUGCUCUUGCUCUCUCAGUAGCCUCUCUGUAAAAUCUGUGUACACCAGUAUUUUGCCUUCAGUAUUGUCAAUGCCACGACUGUCAUUUUAGUAAACAUGUUAAAAUCAAAUGAUUUCAGAGUUGUGUAUAGACACAUUAUACCCCUUAUAUACUUUUUCAUGUUUAAUUAAAAGAAUUGUUAUCUUCUCCACUGCAAGUGAUGAUGCCCUUUAGCCUCCAAAGAAAAAUUUCCAUUCCAACUCUCAAGUUCAUUGUCAAGGUUAUGUAUUUAUAUGUGUGCAGUGUCUCUUUUGCCAGGUAGAAUUACCACUUUCUUUUGUGUUAUGGUCCUGGGACCACAACCAGAAGCCUGGCAAUUUUAGUUUUAGGAGAUUCUUCCAAGCACAAUUGUUUGGAGUUUUAUGUUGUUCUUGGUUUUGUUUUUGUGACAUCAUGCCUCUGUUUCCUUUUUAAAGUUUUUUUGGGGGGAAACAAUUAAACUUUUUUUUCACAGACUUUUUAUUUUUGUGGCUACCAGGAAGCAAGGCAAAGUGGCUUAUGAAAAUAAUAUAUAAAAGAUAAUUUAAUCAUAAAAUAUUAUUUAUUUGUGAUUAGCUGAAUUCCACCUACUGUUGCUGUCUUUUCAAUCCACCUUUGCAAUCAUUUAGUCAGCAUCUGCUUUGUGAUAGGCACUGGGGAUCCAAAGACAGAAAAAGAAUAUCCCCGUCCUUUAGGAGCUUACAUUCUACCAAGGGAAAACAAAAUGUGCACAGAUAAGCAAAUGUAAAAUAUGUACAUCCCCUUCCUUCUCAGUAAUCUGUAGUCUUUGGCCACAUCCACAUAUGGUUAAUUUCUGCUUUGGGAAUUUGAAAAGUAGGAACUAAGAGUGUUUACUGUUUUGACAGGCUAAGUUUAGCUUGAGGCUGAGCCCUGCCCAGUUUAGGAAGCAAACAAUGAUAUGAGAAUGGUACUAUCAUCACUUAACAGAGUUUGGUGAAAGAAAAUACACAUGAAGGAUCCUGGUAUUUUAACUUCCAGAUGGUGAAAUCAUGCUCCAUUUUCUGUUUGAGAGCGUGACUAGAACUGGUGCUUCAUGGGAGUUAUUCUGUCUAGCUGUGGAGAAUUGGCAUAAGGUCUCUGUGUAUCAAUCAAAAAACAGGCUUGCUACUUUCCAUCUCUUUCUCAUGAUGUGAGGGUGAUCCCAAGUUCACAAAGACUAUUCUAUGAAGAGCACAAGCUCUAGAAGAUCUUACCAAAAAGGAAAGGCUUCAAGGAUGUGUCCUAUAGUUUUACUUUCUAAGGACCAGGUUAGCUAACUUCAUAAUUGCUCAUCACCAAAAGACUGACUACCAGGUGAUAAUUUGGCUAGGGGCUGGGGCCACAGCAAUCCAUGAAGUUUGCUAAAACAAGGAAAAAUUGUGAUUUGUACCACAAUAAGCAAAUCGAAGAUCCUUAAACUAUCCCUUGAAGUAAGCAAUUAAAAUUCUCUAAUUUGCCAUUCGUACACAGCAGCAUAUACUAUACCAGGCUAUAUAUAGCAUAUGGCAAUGUAAUGUACUGUUUGAUAUCAAUCUUUUCAAAUUGGUUUGGAAUGUAGCUUUGGCUUUGAGAAUUUCAAUGCCCCCUCCUUCUACCACCUGGUUAGUCUAAAACAGUACAUAUUGGACUUUUCUUUCUCUUCCUGCAUCACCCUUCAACACCCACCCCUCACUACCCUAUUUGGUAACAGUAUUUUUCAGGGUUAGAAUUACAAUUCUGAGAGGAAAAAGCAGGCAGCAUAAUUUAUCCAUAUGAAAAAUGUUUGUAAUUAUUACUUCCACUGUGUAAUCUUCAAGGCCAUGGCAUAAAGAGCAGUAGAGGCAGAACUGAGGUCUGAAUUGAUACACUUGGUAUGAACCAAAGCAGUAUUUGCAGGUUUAUGUAUUAUGAGAAAGGAGCAGGACUGUCAAGGUGAUAAAAAUUUAUUUUACUUGGGCUUUCAGCUGGAGACAGUCUAUACUCUUGGAUGCUUCCCUUACCCUAAUGAAUGGUAGCAGGAGCCAGGGAGGGAACCUGUCUUCUCUUAGGCAGCCUUGGAAUUUAAGAUUCAGCUUAGCACCCUCAUGAGUAGGUCUCAGGGUCUUUGGCCAUGAAUUAUUGAAAGAUAAAGAUUUGUGAUCUUGUUUAGGUCAGAUAUCUUCAAGCUAGCAGUAUCCUGGACAAGUGGUUUUUUUUUUUUUUUUUAAGUCAUAUGAGUUCACCCUCUGGGGCUACUUCUGUUCUUGUAGCAUCAGUUCAUUAAGUAGGUUUCUUGCCCCAUCUCUUCUCUCCCCACCAUCAUUUCCACCAGUUAGCAUAAGUGGAAGGCAAAAGAGAAGAAUGGCAUUCCAGGCUAGUCAAAGGAUAAGAGAAGAAACUUUGCUGUCUAACCUGGAACUUUUCACUUCGUGUACCUAAACAUCUAUAUAAAGAUUCUACUUAGGGCCAAAGCCCCUCUAACUUCCCAAUGCUUGCCCUUACUUAAACAGAGUUCAGUGCCUGAAAAGUCUUUCUCCAACAGAAUUUGCCAUGAUGGGAAAGGCUAUGGAUAUCUUAAGCACAACAUAUCCAAAACUGAAGCUGUUAUCUCUUCUUCCAAGCCUUCUCUUAUUUCUAAUUCCCCCUUUAUUUUUAAGAGUACCACUAUCCUUCCAGUUACCCAGGCUCACAACUUAAGGGGUCAUUCAAAGUUUCACUCUGAGCCCCUUUUUUCCAAUCAGUUAAGUCUAGUCUUUCUACCUUCAUAAUAUCUUUUUUAUAUGCCCCCCUUCUUUCCUCUGACACUUCUACUACCCUAAAAUGUGCCCUCAUCAGGACUUUGCAAUAACUUGCUAGCUGGUCCCUCACCCCUAACCUGCCACAGGUUUCUUUUACACUCUGGUCUAUCCUUUUCUCAGCUCCUAAAUUUAUUCUAAAAUGUGACUCUGAUCAUGCCAUCCCCCCUUCCACAUACAACAAAGUCCAGUUGUUUCCUGUUACCUCCAAGAUCAAAUGUAAAAUCCUGUUUGGCUUGUAAAGUCUUUCACAGUCUGGUUCCUCUCGACCUUUCCAAUCUUCUUGCACCUUACUUCCCAUACCAUAUAUUUUUUUUUUGAUCUAGUAAAUGGCACCUUUGCUGUUUCUUGAACAUAAUUCACGUCCUGACCAUUUCUGUGGUUUGUUCCCCAUACCUAGAACUCUCUCUGUCCUUUGCCUCUUGGGUUCCUUCCAGUCUCACUUAAAAUGCGUCCUUCUUUGAGAAGCCUUUCCUAGUCUUUCAUAACGUUAAUGUCUUCCCUCUGAGACUACGUACAAUUUAUCCUGUACAUAUCUUUUUUUGUAUAUAAUUGUUUGCAUGUUGUCUUCCCCAUUAGCUUGUGAGCUCCUUAAGAGCAGGGACUGUUUUUGCCUUUCUUUGUAUUCCUGACACUCAGCACAGUGCCUGGCACAUAGUAGGCACUUAAUAAAUGCUUCUUAACUAA